Diuraphis noxia (Russian wheat aphid) is the source of this 1628-nucleotide messenger RNA. RefSeq names its product Dicarboxylate carrier 1 (gene Dic1). The record is from RefSeq and is a predicted model, not a curated record. Lineage: Eukaryota; Metazoa; Arthropoda; Insecta; Hemiptera; Aphididae.
UUCGCCGUUUUCGGAGUUCGCUCUAUAAUAUAUUAUUUCACUUUUUUGAAUUUGCUUAAAAUUUUGCUUAUCUCAUGACCAAUUUGACAUUGUCUUAUCACAAUUUGCCCUUCACGGCUCACCCCUCUUCACACCAUUUAGAUGGUUUUACUAUAGAUUAUAGACCGGUAGUCUACAAUUCUCCGACCUCCAUUAAAUAUUUAGUAUGUCAAUAAAGUAGUAAAGUACCUAUGUUCUCCCCCUCRGCURAAACAAAUAUUAAUCUGUAAUUUAUCAUGACCAGAACCCAAGAGGAAAGUUGAGAAGUUAUUUCGUGUAAGAACAUCUGGGAACAGCAAGUAAUUCAUAAAACUUCAAAUACGUCUCGUUUUCUUCCAGUAAGGUUUUCCAGUGUAGGACACAAUUGGUAGAACAACAAUAUAAUGGCAACUAAUGAUAAAAGUAAAAAGUUCUCGCGAUGGUAUUUCGGCGGUAUUGGUUCAGCUGGUGCUGCAUGUUGUACACAUCCAUUGGAUUUGCUCAAGGUACAUUUACAAACACAACAAGAAGGCAAACUGUCUGUCAGCCGUUUGGCUAUGAAAAUCAUCAGAGAACAAGGGGUAUUCUCACUGUACACAGGUAUUUCAGCGUCAUUGUGUCGACAACUAUCAUAUUCAACUGUCCGAUUUGGAAUAUAUGAGGUUGGUAAACAAGCAAUGACCACUCCUGGUGAAAAUAUUCCGUUCUAUAAAACAGUGCUGUUGGCUUCUGCUGCAGGAGCAGCUGGUGGGUUUGUUGGAACCCCAGCUGAUAUGAUUAAUGUACGGAUGCAGAAUGACGUAAAGUUACCACUGGAAAAUCGCAGAAAUUAUAAGCAUGCUUUUGAUGGUUUUAUACGUGUUUGGCGAGAAGAAGGGUUUACCAGAUUGUUUUCGGGUGCAUCAACAGCUACAAUGCGGGCUGUUUUAAUGACUGUUGGACAGUUAUCAUUCUAUGAUCAAGUGAAACAAUUAUUGUUAUCAUCUGGAUACUUUGGUGACAACUCUACUACACACUUUUUAUCUAGUCUUACUGCUGGUGCUGUUGCAACAACCCUUACUCAACCUUUGGAUGUGUUAAAGACUCGKGCAAUGAAUGCUAAACCAGGCGAAUUUUCAGGUACACUUGAUUUAGUUAGAUACACUGCAAAGCUUGGRCCAAUGGGAUUCUUUAAGGGCUACGUUCCAGCAUUUGUAAGAUUGGCUCCUCAAACAAUUCUUACAUUUGUCUUCUUGGAACAAUUACGAUUGAAUUUUGGUUACUAUAAAACAUAACUGCAAUAAUAAAAUCAUAGUAACUUGCAAUAUUUUCAUUAAGUCUUAAAAUUUAUGUAUUGACAAAACAUUUUAUUUAUUCAUUCUUCAAAGAAACUUUACAUGCAAUAAAUACUAGGUAUGAAUAUUGUUUUUAUAAAUUAAUGCUGAUCAAAUUUUAAUACAAGUAUUUUGGAGAGGGUUGGCUAAUUAUUUAUAUAUUUGUUUUGUAUUUUAAAAAAAUUUGAUACAUUUAGAUAAAUUAUAGACUGCAACCAAAGCAAUAAGUUUUACAACAAAAUCAAAAUAUUUGUUUUAUAAUCUUAUAACAUUAAGAAAAAUAUUCAUGGAUACAUA